This is a messenger RNA of Populus nigra (black poplar), 613 nucleotides long. RefSeq names its product heavy metal-associated isoprenylated plant protein 39-like. The record is from RefSeq and is a predicted model, not a curated record. Lineage: Eukaryota; Viridiplantae; Streptophyta; Magnoliopsida; Malpighiales; Salicaceae. The coding region runs from base 155 to 553 and encodes 132 amino acids. The transcript is spliced from 3 exons. Gene Ontology annotation, molecular function: metal ion binding.
UAACCAUAAAAACACCACUGAGAACCCUUUCACCUCAUCACCAAGUUUUUCUUAUUUAGCUUCUCCUCUGGCCUUACUUCUUCACCGCAGACCCUUUCAUUUACUGUCUUUGAUCUGAAAUCUUUCUUUGAUCAAGUCUCUCCAAGCUACAGAUAUGAAGAAAGCUGUGUUGAAAUUGGAUUUGCAUGACGAGAAAGCCAAGACAAAAGCCAUGAAGAAAGUCUCUAGUCUUUCAGGGGUGGAUUCAAUAUCCAUGGACAUGAAGGACAAGAAGUUGACAGUGAUUGGGGACGUUGAUCCAGUACACAUAGUGAGCAAACUGAGAAAGCUUUGUAACACAGAAAUAAUUACAGUAGGACCAGCAAAAGAGCCAGAGAAGAAGAAGGAAGAACCCAAGAAAGAAGAGCCAAAGAAGCAACAAGAUCCGAAGAAGAAAGAACAAGAUGCUGUGGACGAGCUGAUCAAGGCUUACAAGGCCUAUAAUCCUCAUAUGACUACAUAUUAUCAUGUUAGAAGUGUUGAGGAUGAUCCAAAUGCCUGUGUAAUUUCUUAAUUAGAUGUUAAUUAAUAAAUAUUAGUAAGAGAUGAAAUAAGUGAAAAAUAAAUUUUUAUA